Dendronephthya gigantea is the source of this 1134-nucleotide messenger RNA. RefSeq lists its product as uncharacterized. The record is from RefSeq and is a predicted model, not a curated record. NCBI's taxonomy places the organism in Eukaryota, Metazoa, Cnidaria, Anthozoa, Malacalcyonacea, Nephtheidae. The coding region runs from base 1 to 1134 and encodes 377 amino acids. The transcript has a single exon.
AUGGCUACACCUGUAAAUGAGAAUAUUGAUCCUAUUGCUUGUUUACAAGAACAAACGGAAAAACUUUUAGCAACUAAUGAGAAACUUAAGGAGGAGAAUGGAAGACUUAAAAAUGAAAAUAAAUGUCAAAAAGAUGAGAUAAGAGGAUUAACGGAGCAACUGGAACAAGAGAGGAAAAGAAUACGUUUUUCAAUUGAAUGUUUUAAGGACAAUGACAUUCUCAUUAGGUUUUAUACGGGGCUGGAAGACUACAAAACCUUCAAAACAUUGUUUGAUUCAUUUGGACCGGCAGUGAAUAAUCUGGUGUAUUAUGGUACCAAGACUGAUUUGGAAAGGUUAAGCUCUGAAGAUGUAAUUAAACGUGGACCUAAAAGAACAAAUUCACCUGAACAGGAAUUUUUCCUUGUGUUGGCUCGCUUGCGAUUGGGGCUUUUAGAAGAAGAUAUAGCGACCAGAGCUGGGUUGUCUCAAUCACAUAUGUCAAGAAUAUUUAUUACUUGGGUUGACUUCUUGCAUUCAAGGUUACGUAGCUUUCCAAUUUGGCCAUCCAGAAAAGCAGUUGAUAAUUCAAUGCCAGCUUCAUUUAGAGAUAUGUAUCCUUCGACACGAGUUAUUAUUGAUUGCACAGAAAUAUUUAUUGAAAAACCAAAUUCUUUUAGAAGUCAAAGUGCAACAUUCUCCACUUACAAAAGCCACAACACUGCCAAGGGUUUAGUUGGCAUAAGCCCAUCAGGAGCUGUCACUUUUGUAUCGGAUUUGUAUGCAGGAAGAUCAAGUGAUCAACAAAUUACUAUUGAUUGUGGAAUUCUGAACUUGGUAGAAAAUGGAGACUCAAUUAUGGCUGAUAGAGGAUUUGAUAUUGAGCACAAUUUACCAGAUGGAGUGUCACUAAAUAUACCACCAUUCAUGCGUGAGAAAGAGCACUUGUCAAUUGAAGAGGAAACCAAGACUCGAAGAAUAGCUUCUGUUAGGAUCCAUGUGGAGCGGGCAAUUGCCAGAAUAAAGAAUUUUAAAAUUUUAAGUACAGUCUUUCCAAUUUCCAUGGCAGCAAAUUUAAACAAAAUUUGGGUGAUUUGUUGUUACCUUUCUAACUUUUUACCACCACUACUUGUAGAAAAUAACAAGCUGGACUAG